Cornus florida is the source of this 2133-nucleotide messenger RNA. Its product is annotated as small RNA degrading nuclease 5. The coding region runs from base 206 to 1924 and encodes 572 amino acids. Gene Ontology annotation, cellular component: nucleus. The record is from RefSeq and is a predicted model, not a curated record. Lineage: Eukaryota; Viridiplantae; Streptophyta; Magnoliopsida; Cornales; Cornaceae. The transcript is spliced from 14 exons. Gene Ontology annotation, molecular function: nucleic acid binding; exonuclease activity.
UUCAAACCCACUCUAAGCCUUAGCAUUACGGAGUAUAUUUAAAGAAGAAAGGGAAAAAAAAAACAAGAAACAAACUGCGAAGCUAGACUUAUAAAGGCACUAAACUGCAUACGAUCGGAAAAAUCUUCGUCUGCCGAACAACUUGUGUCUGAAUUGAGUUAUCUUGGAAAGGAAUUGACUUUCUGUCGUUCCGACGAACAGAAAAAUGCGGUCUCUGGACCAUAAACGUGAAACCCUAGCUUCUCAAGAAGAUAGGUUAAACAAUAGCAACGACCGCCCAACUUACUUCGAUGUCUACGGUCCCGAAAGUAAAGCAGAUGUUGUUUUCAAGAUGCCAGAAGCUAACUCAACCUUGAAUUUAGAAGACGUUCAAGGACUUAUCACCUGGGUGCUUGGUGAAGGAUGUAUGCCGUCAUGGGUUUUUAUCAAAAACAUGCCUCUGAUUCCGAAAGUGGUUAUGCUGUAUGUCCCUGGUCUCGAUGCAGCUCUGUACCUGUCACAGUCUAAACUACUUGGUAGUUUCAAGAAAUUCUGUGGCGUUCCACGGGCAGUUUUAGCUCUUAGCUGUGUAUCAGAUGGAAUGCAGACUAUUGAUGCACUACUAACAUGCAAGCGUAAAAGAAAAAGGCACAGUGCUGAUUCACUUUUGAGCAAACCUGCCCAGACACCUGAACAAGGAACUUGUAGUACUGAUUCAGAUAACCCGUCAUCUUUUGAUCUUACUAAAGAUUUACCAUUCCCCAUUGCAUACUACACACUUACAGCAAAGGAACUAGAAGAUAAUGGAUACUGUUAUAAUCAACCAGGCUUUCUUUCAACUCUUCCUGCUCCUUUGGAAACUUCUCCCCAUGAAUUGUUGGCACUUGAUUGUGAAAUGUGUGUCACAAGCGAAGGAUUUGAGCUCACGAGAGUAACUCUGGUGGAUUUUAAAGGACAGGUCAUGUUAGAUAAAUUGGUUAAACCAUCAAAUUCUAUCAUUGAUUACAACACUAGGUACAGUGGAAUCACGUGUGAGAUGUUGAAUGGGGUGACUACAACUCUUAAAGAUAUUCAGGAAGACUUCCUGCAGCUGGUUUACAAAGAGACCAUUCUAGUUGGGCAUUCUUUGGAGAAUGAUUUGAUAGCAUUAAAGAUCUCUCACAAUCUGGUGAUAGAUACAGCUGUAUUGUACAAGCACCCCCGCGGUAGAUCUUACAAAACCGCACUUCGUGUGCUUACGAGGAGAUAUCUUUCUCGGGAGAUUCAGGAUUCAGGAAAUGGUCACGAUAGUAUAGAAGAUGCUAAAGCUGCUAUGGAACUGGCACUGUUAAAGAUUAAACAUGGACCUGAUUUUGGUUCACCACCAACAUACACGCGGACGAAGCUCCUUGCAGUUCUAAAUGAGUGUGGCAAAGCUUCUACUUUGAUUGAUGAUAUAUCCAUUGUGAAGCGGUUCGCUUCUGAAUUGACCCAUGCAAUUCCGGUGUCUUCUGAUGAUGAAGCUCUUUCAAAGAGCAUAAAAGAGGUUAAAAACGAAAAGGUGCAGUUUGUCUGGGCUCAAUUUUCAGAAUUAAAUUCUUAUUUCAAGAAACAAGCAGAGGACACAGAGAAAUUAAAUGGAAGGCUUGCGGAGAUGAUAUCAUUGCUUACAUGUAACAAGAAGUCUACCAGCAAAAAGGGCAUCAAAUACAGUGUCACCUCUGAACUAAAGGACGUUCUAACUUGCAUGGAUGCUAGAGUCAGAAGCCUCUUCUGCAGCUUGCCUACUAAUGCUAUGCUAAUUAUUUGCACUGGUCAUGGAGACACUGCAGUCGUUCAUAGAGUGAGGAAAAUGUUAAAUGAGCAAAUCGAGACGGCAGUAUCCCGUGAGAAGCUCGUAAAGGUCUUGGAAGAGCUGCAGGCCCAAGCCGAAGUAGGAUUGUGUUUCGUAGGUGUGAAGCAUUGAGUUAGAUUAUGAAUGUACCUUAGAAUUUCUUUUUGCAAAUUGUGUACUGCACGCAUUUGAGGUAAAAUCUUAUAAUAUCCAAAAAUAUGUAAUGUGAGCAAGUACAUAGAGAGACACUCUACCUUCACAAUUUUGGUGUAAAGUUUAUUUAAAUUAAAAAAAGAUUGUAUUUUAAAAUUAAUAUAUUUAACUGCAUAUUUGUUUUGAUA